Molecule: messenger RNA, 6262 nt
Organism: Hydractinia symbiolongicarpus
Lineage: Eukaryota; Metazoa; Cnidaria; Hydrozoa; Anthoathecata; Hydractiniidae
Product: transient receptor potential cation channel subfamily M member 7-like
Exons: 33
Coding region: 129-4862 (1577 amino acids)
Biological process (GO): monoatomic cation transmembrane transport
Cellular component (GO): membrane
Molecular function (GO): monoatomic cation channel activity
Source: RefSeq, a predicted model, not a curated record
AUAGUUAUUUUUUUCUCAUUUUAGCUAUAACUAAGCUAGCUAUGGAUGCAAAAUAUAUUAUAUAUAUAUUAUGUUAACAAGACUUUAUGUGACUAUUAAUGUGUUGAUGAAAUCUUUCUUCACUUCCAAUGCAUUCAAAAUACGAAGAAAGAUUACCCAUAGCCAGCCAUAAUGACAUUGACUUAGAAGAUCAUCAUGAUGGGAAAAAAUCAGUUUCAUUUUUUCAAUGGGGACUGGAAAUUUAUGAAGACUGCCAAAAUUAUAAUCCGGUUGGAUCAAGCCUUUGUAGGGAGUGUAAUGUUGUUGAAAAACUGCAUCCAGCAACAGAGGGCAUCAUAAAAGAAUAUAAUAAAAACCCCAAAGGCCAACUGCAAAAGAAAUUACCUGUGACUUGUACAGAAUAUAAAGGCGGCCACAAAAGGCUCUGUGGAAACUGUAACUGGGUGGAAAAUGAACAUGUAUCAGAAAAAAAGUCUUCAAGGGAACAUAUUCCGACUAAUGCAUUUGGUAAAUUAAAACUUCAAGGUAACCAAACACAAGUAAGGGCGAAGUAUGUUCGGGUUGGAGACUUUACAGAUCCCUUAAUGAUACUGAAUAUGAUGAAGAAAGAUUGGGAAUUACAACAAGUUCCGAAUUUAGUUGUAUCGAUAACCGGUGGUGCAACUGAUUUUCAAAUAAACAAAAAUUUGCAUGAUGAACUAAAGCGGGGAUUAAGGAAGAUUGCUACGAAAACACAUUCGUGGAUUAUAACUGGUGGCACAGAUACAGGGGUCAUGAAAUUUGUUGGUAAGGCACUGGAAAAUGAACCUUAUGGAAAAGUCCAGCUGUUAGGUGUGGCCACUUGGGGUGUAAUUAGUGGUAGGGAAGUCUUAAUUGAUCGUGGCGAUCUGGUUCAGUAUCCUCCAGAUGGUCACAAACUUACAACAGGAGACACUUUGUUGGAUAAAAAUCACACUCAUUUCAUACUUGUUGAUGGCGGAAAGGUUCGAGAAUUUGGGCAAGAAAUAAAAUUGCGUGCAGAGUUGGAGCAAGAAAUAAUGAAAUGGCAAAUUGACUCUGCUCUUAAAAAGAUUCCUGUUCCAGAUGGUGGAGUUGAUACAAGAAAGAUUGAUAAACACUUUGCGCCUGCUAUUCAAAUUGUCAUUGAAGGUGGUCCAAAUACAAUUAAACAAGUCCUAUCAAGUUUAAAUUCGUGUUCAGAUAAUCCAGUAAAAGAUAAUUCGGACAACUUAAUCAUGCCGGUUGUUGUUGUAAAGGGCAGUGGUCGUGCAGCAGAUAUCUUGUCGUACGCAUACACACUGGACUUGAGUGAAGGAAAUGCCCAUACAGAUGCUGGAGCUAAAGACGAAUUGCGUUUAAGAAAAAAUAUUAUGCUUCGUAUGCCAGGCAUGACUGUUGCUCAACAGCUCAGCAUAUUUCAUAAUGUCAAACUUUGUAUGGAUAAAAAGGAAUACAUAACAAUAUAUGAUCCUAGUAAAGACGGUGAUUUUGAUGAAGCUGUUUUGUUGGCAUUGAUGAGAGUCAAUAGCCACGAUGAAGAUAAAAAUGUGCUUUCCAUCAUUUCACAAUUGGAAUUAGCAAUGUCUUGGAACCGGGCUGACAUUGCUAAAAAGUACCUUUUUACAGAUAAUAUUGAAACAAAUCAUAACUCUUCCCUAGAAGAUAUAAUGAUGGAUGCUUUAUCUGGAGGCAAGCAUGAGUUUGUGAAGCUUCUUCUUGAUAAUGGCUUUGAUAUUAACAGGUUCCUUGAUUAUGGAAGACUUUCGGUGCUUUAUUUAGAGACAUUUGUACCAGUUGAAAGUGUCAGCAAAUUUAUAUUUGUUAAAAACAACAAGGGGAGUAUAAUUGAAGACAUUAAUAGCCAGAUCAUGCAGAGAAGAGAAAGAAACACAAGGGGGUUAAAACUGAAAUGUGUUCAUGGUGGAUUAUUAAAGUUGAUAGGAAUGGAUGUUGUGCCACAUUAUAAAAACGAAUAUACCUUUAAGAAAACCUUUGCUCACCCGUUCAACGAAUUAUUUAUCUGGGCUGUGUAUCGCAAUUUUCAUGAACUGGCAUUGUUAUUAUGGCGUCUAGAUGACGAAUCACUAGCAAAGGCACUGGUUGCGAGAAAGCUGUAUAUCCGACUAGCUGAAAAGUACAAAAAAUAUCAUCAUUUAGUGGAAGAAGCAGUUAUUAAUUCUUGGAUCGCAAAUGCUGAAGAGUUUGGUAAAUUAGCAGUGGCGUUGCUUGAGGAAUGUGCAUUAAAAGAUAAAGUUGCUACAGAAACUCUUUUGCAAUAUCAGUUAAAAAGAUGGGGAAAACAAGACUGUAUGAGCCUUGCAGCAUCAUCUCAACUAGAAGAAUUUAUUGCUCACUAUGCAUGUCAAGAAGUCUUGUCAAAAAGAUGGAAGGGUUAUUUGUCAUUUCGUGGAAACAAUGAAACAAUGCAAGUGUGGUCAGGAAUGAUUUGUUUUCCUGCAGUAUCUCAUAUUGUUAAAUACCAUCCAUCAAGCAAAGAAAACCAAUUUCACGACCAAAUAUCAAUAACACAACAACAAGGCAAAUCUCUGCGUGAAAAAAUUAAAAUGAUUUCUGAAUUUUAUGCCGCACCUGUCACAAGCUUUUGGCUGAAUUUUAUUUUUUAUUUGAUUUUUUUGUUGCUAUUUUGCAACUUUGUAACAAAGAAAUUGCCAGAUCGCCCAUCUACUGUGGAAUGGAUUGUGCUAGUGUUUUUGAUAUCACUUGGAACUGAAGAAAUUCGCCAGGUGUGUCAUGUUCCUCAUUGUGUACAUUCUUGGCAUAAAGUGAAGGUAUGGUGGUCAAUGCAUUGGAACAAGUCUGACAUAGUAGGAGUCUCCGUGUUCUUUUUGGCAUUUGCUCUUCGUUUGACCACUUCUUCAGGAUUGAAAAAGAUAGCGCACAUUGUUUACGCAUUGGACAUUAUGAUUUGGAUUGUACGCUUGUUGGAUAUUUGCGCCAUCAGUAAAACAUUAGGUCCAUAUGUUGUAAUGGUGCAAAGAAUGACAGUGGAUGUUAUUUACUUCUUAAUAAUACUCUCGGUAUUUUUACUAUCUUAUGGAGUUGCUCGAUAUGCCAUUUUACUCCCUCAAGAUGAUUUUUCAUGGAGUUCAAUACGACAUAUGAUCACAAUUCCAUACUUUGAAAUGUAUGGUGAAGUGUUUUUUGAGGCUGCCGCAAAACAAAAUGAAACAGUGUUUGGUACACGCCACGGAGCACACAGUUUUUACGCACAACCAAUCGUGCUCUUCAUCUUGGGUGUUUAUUUAAUCUUAACAAACAUUUUGCUGAUUAAUCUCUUGAUUGCAAUAUUCAACAACACCUAUAAUACUGUUCAAAUAAACUCUGAACGCAUUUGGAGAUUCCAGCGUUACUAUCUUGUUGACGAAUAUCAUCGAAGGCCUGCUAUCCCUAUUCCAUUUAUCAUAAUCAGUCACUUUAUAUUGCUCGUAAAAUGGUUGCUAUCAAAAUGUAAGAAAACAAAGAAUAUUCCCAACGAAAAUGAAGAAGAAGAUGAAAGCUCAGAAUUUUAUGAGUUGUUGAGACUUGAACAAGAUGCCAUGUCUUGCUUUUUGGAAAAGAGGGAAAAGCAAUUUCAUGAAAACCCGGAGAAGAAACUCGACUACAUACAAGCAAGAGGUGAUCAGCUAGAAGAACUUCUGAAAAACACAAAAGAAGAACUCGCAGCAAUAAAAAAAAAGCUAUUUAAAAGCACAACACAGGUUGAUAUGCGUUUGGUUCGUAUGGAAAACACACUUGUCGCUACAAAAAAGGCUGCAACACGAUUGCCUUCGAAAAAUAAAAGCAAAAGUUCAAACGCUAUGCUAACUAAACGGAUGCAAAAGCAGUUACAUUUGCUUGAUAUGAAAACACAUGAAGAAUUAAAUCAAGAAAAUGUUGAUGGACCAAAUUCACCUCGAUCGCCGUCUAUAUCUGAAGAAGAACCUUCUUUCAAUAUUUCUGCACGACCAUCUUUACCCACUUUGAAGCAAGAAGAAAGUAUUGAGAAGUGUCAUAUACUGUCAAGAUGUCUUCGUUAUCCUUCCUCUGAAAUUGAACGAUUUACCUUUCCUGAUCAAUUCGUCAGUUGGAAGGUACCAUUUCCUAGUUAUAAGCCACGAUCAUAUGUUGCACCUAAUGUUUUGCCUGGUUUAGCAUGGGUUGACAAAGAAUUUGACGUAAACAAUCCACCCAAGUUCAACGAGAUUGAUGGUGAAGUUGACCGUACAAGUUUUGAAGGAGUGUAUAGCAUCGACGAAGAAACUGGCUUGCCUUUAAAUCCUGCAGGAAGAACAGGUCUGAUUGGACGCGGCUUAUAUAGACGAUAUGGUCCAAAUCACAUUACAGAAGCAAUUUUCACCAGAUUUAAAGAUCAACUGGAACAGCAAAAAUCAAAGCCGGAAAUGGAAGUUCUGGUUAUUGAAAAAAAUACAGGAGAAUGUUAUCUCCCUUCGGAUGAAGUUAAACAAAGCACCAAAGUUAAAGAUCGACUUCCACGCAUACUUCUGCAGUUGUUUAACUCAAAAACAUUAAAAGAACAUGGAGUUAAUCGAUUCAGUUAUUUAGGUACCAUGGCAGCCCUUGAUGCUGUGAUUAGAAAUCGAACAGAGGUAUUUCGUGGUUAUUUAGAUGAUAAGAGAAACACUGACAAUGCUUGGGUAGAAACAGCGGUGUAUAACUAUAUUAGCGAUUAUAGCGGCCACAUGUUGACUGCUUUCUUUAUCCCGGAGGAAAGAGCGAAUAAAUUACGUUUAAAAUGGGUGGAUUUAAACGAGAAUACUCCGCUUAUGGACGACCGAAUUUGGUAUUUGGAAUUUGUUGCGAAAAAGCAUGGUGCAUAUUUCAGUGAAAACGAUGAUGAUUGAUGAUUAAUAUUCCGCCUUCUUCAACGAUCAGGUGGUAGCAGAAUCACUCCACCACCCUGUGGGUACAUCUGCACCUACCUUACUGAUACUAAUUUUCGUGAGUCAAAAAAUGACAUUAGUCGGUUAUAAGUUUUUGCGAUUGGUUAUUUGUAGAAAAUUUCGCAGAUAUUAAUUUUCGCGAAUAACGUAAAUAUGUGCUCAAAUCCUGUUAAAAAAGUUUUCUUAAUUUAAUAUUCAUACAUUUUUUUUAAUGAUCCUUCGUUAUAAUUAAUUCUACGUGUGAAUGAAAUUGCCCUAUUUUCUCUCUGCGAUAAAGCAAUUCUUAAAUUAUGGGAAUUUUAAUUUUUUUGUCAAGAGUAUUAAUUUCCGUGAAUGAAAUUUAAGAAAUAUAAUGCGUGUAGAUAAUUUUCACAAAUUUGGCCAUAUCGCGUUAAACUUCGCAGACUAACUUUUGUACGUAUGGUAAUUUUGAUUUAGGUACCACAAUGAUUGUGUUUUCAAAGAAAUUUUUAUAUUAAUUUUAUCUAAAAGUCACCUUCUAGAUUGUACUUUGAAACAGUACUAAAUUUUUUUUGCCUCAUACCUACAUAUCACAUUUCAUUCAUCUUUUUGGCGACUUUAUUUUGAAUCUACACGGCUUAUAAACCGGGCUCUUAAUUUUUUAGCUGUAAUUUUGAAAACGAUUGUUUUUGUACUUUUAUAGCUGGAACUUGUGAUGUUUUUCGGCGAGUCCGGUUAACACUCUACAUUAUAUUUAGAUCAGAUUUUCCAAUUUUAUAACUCUGCUUUUGAUAAUUAUUAUUUUCAUCAAUUUUGUAUGAUUUAUAAUUUUUUUAAAUAAUUUUAGGUAAUUUUUUUGUAACAUUACUUUUUUACUAUAUAUAUGUUUUUAUGGGUGUUGGAAUUAUUAUAGACUAUAUAUACUGACAGAAAUAACUGCACGUAUUAUUUUACACACCAAUAUUUUAUAGUUUAUUAGCUUAUUUGCAGGUAAAAAUAUUUUUUUGUAUUUAAUUUUAUUUAAAUAUAAAUUACGUAGUUUCUAGAUUUUUGGCUAAUUUUCAGUAGCACUUUAACAUUACCGUUCAUGUAUGUUAAAAUCACUAAAAUUCUUCCACAAGCAAAGUAUACGAUUAAAGAAGCUUACAAAAUAAAAACGAGACAAGACUUAGUCAACAAUAUUUGAAAACGGUUGUGCCUACUUUCUCAAAUAAAAUAAAACUAGUAGCUCCUUUUUAAUUGAGGAUCACAGAAGGAUAACUUCAAAUUGUAUAAGCGAACACUUUUGGUCUGAAAUUUAAUAUGUUAUUUUUUUCCACUACGAUAUUUUUGUUCUCGAAUUUAUAGCCGUAGCAUAUAAUUUUGAUAAUGAUUAAAUAUAAACAGUAAUUUCUUAAACC